This is a messenger RNA of Drosophila eugracilis, 549 nucleotides long. RefSeq lists its product as uncharacterized. The record is from RefSeq and is a predicted model, not a curated record. The coding region runs from base 1 to 549 and encodes 182 amino acids. Lineage: Eukaryota; Metazoa; Arthropoda; Insecta; Diptera; Drosophilidae. The transcript has a single exon.
AUGAGCAAGUUCAGCAUUUGCCUCCUUCUCGUUGUCCUGGCCAUUGCCUCCAUCCAGGCCGAUGGCGACCGUCGUCCUUGCCCUGGCCGCUGCACUGGACUGUCCAGCGGAAAGAGCGUGUGCAUCCGGAACAAGGUGACCAACGUUUGCACCCGCCUGCCGGCCUGUCGUCUACGGGAGAAGAACUGCCGCCGACGUGACAACGGCUUGGAACCCAUCCGUGAGACCUGCAUCACCCGCUGCCGCAACAUUCCCGGCAACAGCGGCGUGGGACAGUGUGCCACCCGUCUGCGUCCUCGUCCCCAGUCCGACAUCAAGCGCGUUAGGGAGUGCCGCAGGAGGAUCUGCCUUGACGACAAGCUCGCCAGCUGCUGGAGGGACCAACAGGGCGGCUGCAUCCUGCAGACCCGCUGCGAGGCCCAGAGGAGGAACUGCGACCGCAAUCCACUCAACCAGUGGGUGAGGGCCAGCCAAUGGAGCUGCCAGGGUAAUAUUGUCGGAGGUGGCGUCCGCCGUUGCCGCAUCAGGCCCAUCAUCAUCAAGGAUUAG